AUGCGCCCCUUCACCUCGGGUCUCCGCCCAUUGAAUGCCCUCGUGUCGCAAGCACAGUCAUACACUACUAUUGCGCGCACACAAUCACGCUUCCUCUCAACACAAUCCCUCUCUCUAAACUCAGCUCGCCCGUCAUAUAUUCUCUCUCGCUCGCAGCGCAUCCUUGCCCAGACCCAACUCCGAUACAACUCCCGUGCUCCUCGCCCUCUCACCGAAUCACCCAAGAGCCAGGCGGAGCAAGAGGCUGAAUGGGAAGCACAGAACCAGGAGCGUCGCAAGGACGAGGAAGCCUACCGCAUUACAUUCACCUGCAAGCCGUGUGGUCAUCGCUCUGCGCAUCGCAUGUCCAAGCAAGGCUACCACCGUGGAACUGUCCUUAUCCAAUGUCCCUCGUGUAACUCGCGCCAUGUCAUGAGUGAUCACCUUGGUGUCUUCUUUGAAAAGAAGACAACCCUGGAAGACCUUUUGAAGGAGAAAGGUCAGACAUUGACCCACGGCCAUACGGAUGGCAACCUGGAAUUUUGGGAGGAUGGGUCUGUGAAGAGUUACGACUUGGAGGGUAAAGAGAUACUGGCAGCACGCGACGAUGAUAAGUCUUGA
Messenger RNA from Penicillium egyptiacum, 600 nucleotides. Lineage: Eukaryota; Fungi; Ascomycota; Eurotiomycetes; Eurotiales; Aspergillaceae. The record is from the annotation of a GenBank genome assembly.